AUGUUCAGAACUACAGUCAACAGGAUUCCUCUGAGGAGCACCUUUUCACAGUCUAUACUGAGACCGCAGACGGCUCUGAGAUUUCUUUCAAGCGAAACCAAAAAUGCCAUUGAAAGCGCUGUCAACUCUGCCAAGGUAGUCUUGUUCAUGAAGGGGACCCCACAGCAACCCCAAUGCGGAUUUUCCAGGGCUACUAUACAGAUGUUAGGACAGCAGGGCGUUGAUCCAGAAAAGUUUGCCGCCUACAAUGUGUUAGAGGACCAAGAGCUUAGAGAGGGCAUUAAGGAAUACAGUCAAUGGCCUACUAUUCCCCAACUGUAUGUUGACAAAGAAUUUGUUGGUGGGUGUGACAUCGUUAUGAGCAUGGCUCAGAGUGGUGAGCUAACUGAACUGCUUGAGAAACAUGAUGCUUUGAUUCCAGAGGAACCCUACGAUGAAGCUGAACCUGAAAAAGCUGCCGAUGCUGAGGUGAAACCAAGAUCUAGAGAUUAA
This is a messenger RNA of Komagataella phaffii GS115, 492 nucleotides long. RefSeq names its product Hydroperoxide and superoxide-radical responsive glutathione-dependent oxidoreductase. The record is from RefSeq and is a predicted model, not a curated record. Lineage: Eukaryota; Fungi; Ascomycota; Pichiomycetes; Pichiales; Pichiaceae. The coding region runs from base 1 to 492 and encodes 163 amino acids. The transcript has a single exon.